This is a messenger RNA of Papaver somniferum (opium poppy), 2608 nucleotides long. Its product is annotated as probable serine/threonine protein phosphatase 2A regulatory subunit B''gamma. NCBI's taxonomy places the organism in Eukaryota, Viridiplantae, Streptophyta, Magnoliopsida, Ranunculales, Papaveraceae. Gene Ontology annotation, cellular component: protein phosphatase type 2A complex. Gene Ontology annotation, biological process: protein dephosphorylation. Gene Ontology annotation, molecular function: calcium ion binding; protein phosphatase regulator activity. The transcript has 12 exons. The coding region runs from base 412 to 2040 and encodes 542 amino acids. The record is from RefSeq and is a predicted model, not a curated record.
ACGAGGAGGGAGUGGGAACUUGGUAUUUUUCUUUCUUUUCUUCUCCUUCUCGCUUUUCAUUCUCCCUCUCUCUCUUCAUUUGUUUUCAUUUUCAAGGGUUUCGAGGUUUCAAAUCUUUCUCUGUAAAAAAUCACAUCUGAUCCCUCUCGUUCUCUUUCUAACAACAAAUAUUCGAGUCUUGAAAGGAUUCCAAGUUUCAUUAUUUGUAAAUCAACGACGAUCUAAGAUUAUUUUUUGGAGAAAUGGUGUCGAUUGGCCCGAGAUUUGGAAAUCAAUUCUUGUUAUUUUGAUUCUGAUAAAUAUUCGAGAUAAUUUAAUCAAGAAGAAGAAGAUAUUGUUGUAUAGGAUAUUGAUUUUUCGUGGUAAUUAAGGUAUCUGAGAUCCAGGGUUUUUAUGUGCAAUUAGGUUUUGAUGGACAUGGAAGUAGUAGUAGGGGAUGUGGCGUCCUUAGAUAUUGAAUUGCUACAGUUACCUGAGUUAUCUCCGAUAGCUCUUAAAUCAAACCCUCACAUUGUUGCCGAGUUGUUCUCACAGUGGCUUUCACUUCCUGAUACUACUCGUCUGGUAAAAUCUUUGCUUGAUGAUGCUAAAGCAGGCUCUCCACUCAAUGUGUCAGGGAGUUCUUGUAGUUCAACCGCUGGCUCGAACAAUUCAUUGCCUUCCAUGUUUCCAGCAGGCAGUGCUCCACCACUUUCACCUAGGAGUUCAUCUGGUUCACCGCGCAUCACAAAGCGCCUAGGGGUUGGCCCAUCUUCUUUAGGUUCUCCUCUAAGAUUAGUCAAGCAGCCAGUUAGAGAAGUCAUACCCCAGUUCUACUUUCAAAAUGGCCGCCCACCCCCAAAUGAUCUGAAACAGCAAUGCUUGGCUAGAAUUAAUCAGAUUUUUGCUGGGCACUUAGAUACUGGGCUGCAAGUUCAUGAUUUUAAAUCAGUUACAAAGGACAUUUGCAAGUUACCAUCAUUUUUUUCUAGCUCUCUUUUCAAAAAGAUUGAUGUGAACUGCACUGGGGUGGUGACAAGGGAUGCAUUUGUUGAUUACUGGGUCAAUGGCAACAUGUUGAGCAUGGAUAUAGCAACCCAGAUAUUUACGGUUUUGAAGCAACCAGAUCGCAAGUACCUCACUCAGGAAGACUUCAAACCUGUUCUACGAGAACUUUUGGCAGCUCAUCCUGGUUUGGAGUUCUUACAAAGCACACCGGAGUUUCAAGAAAGAUAUGCGGAAACCGUCAUAUACAGAAUAUUUUUCUAUGUGAAUAGAGCAUGGAAUGGUCGUCUUACUCUGCGGGAAUUGAAACGUGGCAAUCUAAUUACUGCAAUGCAACAUGCUGACGAGGAAGAGGAUAUAAACAAAGUGUUAAGAUACUUCUCUUAUGAACACUUCUACGUUAUAUACUGCAAGUUUUGGGAGCUUGAUCAAGAUCAUGAUUUCUUGAUCGAUAAGGAGAACCUCAUCAGAUAUGGUAACCAUGCCCUUACCUACCGGAUAGUCGAUAGAAUUUUUUCACAGAUUCCAAGAAAAUUUACUUGCAAGGUUGAAGGGAAGAUGGGAUAUGAAGAUUUCGUUUACUUCAUGCUGUCGGAGGAAGAUAAAUCAUCCGCACCUAGUCUUGAGUAUUGGUUCAAGUGUAUAGAUUUGGAUGGAAAUGGUGUGCUGACAUCCAAUGAAAUGCAAUUUUUUUAUGAAGAGCAGUUGCAUCGCAUGGAGUGCAUGGCACAAGAGCCCGUGCUCUUUGAGGAUAUUUUGUGUCAGAUGGUUGACAUGAUUGGACCAGAGAAUGAAUGCCAUAUUACGCUACAUGAUCUGAAAGGCUCCAGGCUCUCUGGAAAUGUCUUCAAUAUCCUUUUCAAUCUCAACAAAUUCAUGGCUUUUGAGACACGCGAUCCAUUUUUGAUUCGUCAGGAACGUGAAGAGCCCACCUUGACAGAGUGGGAUCGUUUUGCACAUAGAGAAUAUAUUAGGCUUUCAAUGGAAGAAGAUGGUGAAGACGCUUCUAAUGGAAGUGCAGAAGUUUGGGACGAAUCACUUGAGGCUCCGUUCUGAGCUUGAUGAAGUUAGUUGUUAUCUUCAACUCCAUGUCUUGGGUCUUGCUAAGCUGAAACAGGUGAAUAAAUCCAUCUCAUUUGUGCAGGUAGGUAUAGUAGAGAGUUGCUGAAUACUUACACCCAUGAACCUAAGGCAGAAGUCUGAAAUUGGCUCUUGGGAGUUGGGACGGGUCAUUGUGCCUUCCUGACUUCAAAAAAGAAAGAAGCAAACCUCCAAUAUUUGAUCAUCAUUAACUCCAUCAUGAUAAGUCUUAAGAGUCGCACAAUUUAUUUUAUACUUAGAUGUGUGCAUCUUUCUUGGCCGCAAGUUUGAUGAGGAUGGGGGCGGCAUUGUGGAAAAUAGUGUAUUUGCAGAAAGGAUGGAUGGGCAUAGGAGCAGCAGCAGCAGAUACUGGCUGGUGAUUAAUUGUCACCAGGCAGUAACAGCAAUGAUUUCAUUUUUGUUUUUCCUUUUAUAUGUGAUUAACCCCCUUUAAAAAGUCUAUUUACUCUUUAGUCUCUAGUCCUGAAAAUUAAAAUUGCUGCUCGCCUCCAUAAAUUAUUAUUUCGAAAAAUAUUUUUUCUUA